Cajanus cajan (pigeon pea) is the source of this 1434-nucleotide messenger RNA. RefSeq names its product translation initiation factor 3 subunit H1 (gene TIF3H1). Lineage: Eukaryota; Viridiplantae; Streptophyta; Magnoliopsida; Fabales; Fabaceae. Gene Ontology annotation, cellular component: eukaryotic translation initiation factor 3 complex; cytoplasm. Gene Ontology annotation, molecular function: translation initiation factor activity; protein binding; metallopeptidase activity. The record is from RefSeq and is a predicted model, not a curated record.
GGGCUAAUUGUAAUUUUGGGUGUGUAGUAUUUGAGGCGAAUUGUAGGCAAAACCCCCUCCUCUUGCUCCUCUUGCUCCGGCGUUAGGGUUUUCUUCCUCCUUCAAACUCCAUCGCCGAUUCUUCGCUCCAACCUUUCCCUUCAAAACAUGGCUACCACUACUGCUAGAUCUUUUCUCCAAGUCGCCGCGACGGAGGAGGUUGCGCCGCCUCUCAGAGUCGUCCAGAUUGAAGGACUGGUUAUACUGAAGAUAAUUAAGCAUUGCAAGGACCACUCGCCUUCUUUAGUCACUGGACAACUUCUUGGGUUGGAUGUUGGCAGUGUUCUUGAAGUUACCAACUGCUUCCCCUUUCCAAUGAGGGAGGAGGACGAGGAAAUUGAAGCUGAUGGUGCUAAUUACCAGCUUGAAAUGAUGAGGUGCCUGAGGGAGGUUAAUGUUGACAACAAUACCGUUGGAUGGUACCAGUCUACAUUGCUUGGCUCCUUUCAGACUGUGGAGCUUAUUGAAACCUUUAUGAAUUACCAGGAGAAUAUUAGACGCUGUGUUUGCAUAAUAUAUGAUCCAUCAAGGUCAGAUCAAGGUGUUCUAGCUCUGAAAGCCUUGAAGCUUUCUGACUCAUUCAUGGAACUCUAUCGCAGCAAUAAUUUUACUGGAGAGAAAUUGAGGGAGAAGAACUUAUCAUGGGUGGACAUCUUUGAGGAAAUACCGAUCAAAGUUUCAAAUUCUGCUCUUAUCAGUGCUUUUAUGACAGAGCUGGAACCUGAUACUCCAGUCACCCAGUGUGACUAUGAUCGUUUGCAAUUGUCAACCAGUUCAUUAAUGGAGAGGAAUAUGGAAUUUUUGAUUGAAUGCAUGGAUGACUUGUCCCUAGAACAACAAAAGUUCCAAUUCUACUAUCGGAGCUUGUCUCGUCAACAAGCACAGCAGCAAGCAUGGCUUCAAAAGAGAAGGGCGGAGAACAUGGCUCGUAAAGCUGCUGGAGAAGAACCUUUGCCGGAGGAAGAUCCUUCAAAUCCCGUCUUCAAGCCACUCCCUGAGCCAUCACGGUUGGAGAGCUUCCUCAUAACUAAUCAAAUUUCCAACUACUGCAACCAAAUCAAUGGGGUGUCAGGACAGAGCUUUAACAGACUCUAUUUGAUGAAGGCUUUGCAUGAGGAUUGAGAAGGCAAUUUUUGUUUCUCAUUCUGUUGGUUGAUGGAAUUUUAUGGCAACUUUGGUAGUAUACUAGAGGAUCAUGUUUUUAAGGCGACUUAUUUUUUGUUUAUUUUAUGAACCCCAUCCAAUUGUAUGCAGUAUAAUUUCUUUAGAGAUACAAGCAGUGCCAAUUGCUUGUUCGAGUUUUAUUGCUUAGCAUCAACUACUUUAGUUCAUUUUUGUGGAAAAUAUUUAUACUUUUUACGGGAGACAUUUUGUAAGAUUAGAAAUUUGAUGGUA